GCUAUAAUCAACCGCCAAUAACGCAAAGUGCAGUGCUAAAGAUCCCAAGUUUCAAUCUAGUUCCAUCUUAAAGAUGUCUGUCGUGCCAAUGCUGUUCCGUGACUGGUGGGAGGACUUUGACACACCGCUGCGUUCGUCGCGCCUGCUGGAUCAACAUUUCGGCACCGGAUUACGUGCCGACGAUCUGUUCUCGUCCUUCUCGACUUCAUUCCCAUCGCGCACCGUGGCUCCGAUUGCUCCCUCAGUACUGCGCGGUGGCUACUACCGUCCGUGGCGUAACACCGCGCUCGCACGCCAAGAUUCCGGUUCCACGCUCAACCUCGAUAAGGACCGCUUCCAGAUCAUUCUGGACGUGCAGCAGUUCACACCGGAAGAGAUCACUGUCAAGACGCUGGACCGAUGCAUCGUGGUCGAGGGAAAGCACGAGGAGAAGCAGGACGAGCAUGGAUUCGUUUCGCGUCACUUCACCCGCCGCUACAUGCUACCCGGUGAUCACGAUCCGAACGAUGUCGUCUCGACGCUCUCCUCCGAUGGUGUGCUAACGGUAACCGCACCGAAGAAGGCACUGCCAGCACCGAACCCGGAACGUAGCGUUCCGAUCAAACAGACCGGUGUACCGGCGAAGGAGAAACCCGACCAGCAGCUACAGCAAUCGCAGGCCCAAAACGUGCCCGUGGAGCAGACGAAAUGAGGCGAGAUACGAACGGAGGAUCGAACAGGAUCCUUUAAUCCCCAGGAGUAUUAGCGACCGAAGCGGAACUGAUUGUCGUACAAUAAAGCAUAAAUCUAUUUUUUCUACCUUU
Molecule: messenger RNA, 803 nt
Organism: Anopheles aquasalis
Lineage: Eukaryota; Metazoa; Arthropoda; Insecta; Diptera; Culicidae
Gene: l(2)efl
Product: lethal (2) essential for life
Biological process (GO): protein refolding; response to heat
Cellular component (GO): cytoplasm; nucleus
Source: RefSeq, a predicted model, not a curated record